Molecule: messenger RNA, 2727 nt
Organism: Adineta steineri
Lineage: Eukaryota; Metazoa; Rotifera; Eurotatoria; Adinetida; Adinetidae
Source: the annotation of a GenBank genome assembly
AUGCAUGAACAACAUGAUGUUGCAGAUCCAAAUUUAAAUAAUAAUCCAUCACGUAAAAUGGUUCAAUUUAAAGAUACAAUUCUAAUUCCAGCUCAAUCCGCAACAUCAACUAGUCUAUUAACAUCUUCGUCAUCAUCAACUUCACUUACACUUCCAUUAAUUGCAGAAAAAACAGGUGCACGUUUUAAAUUUCUUAUACUUCUUCUUAGUCUUUUUAUUGCAUUGACUAUUGGUUUUAUUCUCAGUCUUUUACUCGUUACUCAGUUAAAUCAUCAUGUACCUAAACAUACAUUAUCAUCUCAACAAUUUCAUUCAAUAUUAUCUAAACAAAAUAUAACGAAUAAUAAGAACAAGAAUCGUCUAUUUGAACAUCUUGAUUCAGUAUGGAUCGAUGAAUUAGAUUUUAAUACUGAUAUUUGUCAUAAUUUCUACAGUUUUGUUUGUCGAAAAUGGUUAACAAAUCAUCCAUUAUCACCACUUGAUUUUAAACGAAGUUGGUUAACAGAAAGAUCACAAGAUAUUCGAGAAAAAUUUGCUUUAACAUUAGCUAAUUUAAGUGAAAUCUGUGCAUAUAAUUAUCAAAUGGAAAUUAAGAAAAAUCAAACUGAAACAACAACCAAAGAAAUGGAUAUCGUUGAUUUUGAAGGAUUAACAUCUGCAAAAAAUGAACUUGAACAAUUUUAUUCAUUUCAUGAUGGAUAUGAAGAUGAACAUCAUAAAAUAGUCAAACGUCAAACACCUUCAAGUCAAAAUAAUUUAUCGCAAUCUAUAUCAAAUAUGUUUCUCUAUUAUAAUCAAUGUAUUCAUACAUCUGAAUCUUUACUUCUCGAAGAAUUAAGGCAAUUAGCACAUGAUCGGUUUUGGUUUACAAAUAAUUAUGAAAUAACAUAUACAACCAAUCAUUUACAUUUUCUUUUUGAACAAAUGAUUGAACAUCCAUUAAUGCAUAUAUGGAAUAUAAAUACAAUAAAUCUUGGUACACAAAUUAUACUUCAUAUUCAAAGAAAAACUCAAGAUCAACAAACAUCUUUUCAACCACAUUAUAUUGAACAAGCUAGUUUAUUUGAACAUUAUGUCAAAAAACAUCAUAUUGAUUUAUGUUAUCAAUCAUCACGUGUUGGUCCUUUAGCAAAUACAUUAAAAGAAUAUAAACAAUUAUUAACACUAUCAUUAUCAUAUACAAAUUCUACAAUAAGUGAUGAUUUACAUAAUUUAUUAGCUGAAAAAAAUUCUUUACCAAUUAUUUAUUCAUCUGUACGACAUCCAAAUGAUUUAGGAGAUUUAAUUCAAUUUAUGUUAGAUAAACAAAUGAUUGAAUCAUUAAAUGAUACGCAUAUUUAUAAUUUAUUAGUCAAUUUUACUCGUGAUUUAGAACAAUCUCUAAUUAAUAUACCAAUAUUUCGUAGUACAAUAUCAUAUCAAUGUCAAUUAUAUCUUAAUUAUUAUAUUCAAUUUCGAUCAUUAAAUAAUACAAAAUUCGAUGCAUGGUUUGAUUAUAUUUCAGCAUCAAUAAUACAUUUAAUUGUUCAUUCAUGGCCAGGUGAUGCAUCAUAUAUAUGUUUAUAUUCUACAAUAGUUCGUCAUAAUCAAUUAGAAAUAAUACCCUACUGGAAUUCAUUUAUUGAAUAUACUAAAAAACAAAUCAAAGAUAUUUCUUCACCAAUUAUAACCGUUGAAAUACGUUUAAUAGAUUUUUUUCAACUUGAUUCAGUAUUUCGAUUUUUAUUUGCUGAUCAAUAUGCACAUUAUUGUAAUUUAAUGGUUUAUAAAUAUGGUCCGAAAUUAUUACCAUUUGUUAGUGUUUUUCAUGAAGGAAUACAAAUCAGUUUAAAAAGUCUUUGGAAACAAAGUUUACAUGAGAAGUCAAUCGAACAAAUAAAUAUUCAAUCAUUAUCAUUACCAUUCAAUCAUAUACCAAAAGAUUGUUUAGCUUUACUUGAAUAUUAUUAUCCGUUUACUUUAUCAUCAUUUUAUGAAGAAUAUAUGUUAAAUAAAACUGAAGAACUUUAUUCAAUAGCUUAUCAACUUCGUGAUCAUCUUAUUUUAAGUAAUUUAAAUAAUCAAUUUUUAUCAUCUCUUCAAUUUCAUAUAAAACCUGAACGUUUGAAAUUAUUUCAUGAUCUUUUUCUAACAACAACACAUAUUCCAUAUGAAUAUUAUUUUAUAGAAAAUAAUUAUUUAUCAACAGCAUGGAAUAUAAUUGAAAGUUCUCAUGAAAAAUUACUUCAACCUACACAUGAAUUUUUUGAAAUUAAUGGUUAUCAUACAAUAAAACAAGGAAUUUUUCUACAACCGACUGUUGCUGAACUUUAUUCAAAUGAAACAACACGUAUAGGUGCACUUUUACUUAUUGCACAUGAACUUGGUCAUGCUCUAUGUCCAUGUGGAAUAAAUUUAACUGAACGUGAAUAUUUUGCUGAUUUAAUUGCAUUAAAUUUACUUAUAAAUUAUCAACAAGAACAAUUAAAUCUAACAACCAAACAAUUAAAUUAUAUAAAAACAUUUUUUAUUACAUAUGGCCAAUCAGAAUGUACACAUAUUAAUCGUGAAAUGAUUUCAAUAAUGAAUAAUGAAUUACAUAUUAAUCGUGUAUUAAAAGGAAAUCAACAAUUUCAAACAAUAUUUAAUUGUUCAAUGAAACAAAAUAAAUAUGCAAACAAAAUCAAUAGUUUAUUACCGGAAAUAUGUACAGCAUGUAGAGAAAAGAAGAAUGAAUUAGUUUCAUAA